Molecule: messenger RNA, 859 nt
Organism: Rattus norvegicus (Norway rat)
Lineage: Eukaryota; Metazoa; Chordata; Mammalia; Rodentia; Muridae
Source: RefSeq, a predicted model, not a curated record
AGGCCCUUGAACAAGAAGCCAUACCACCAUCCCAUCCAAGAGAACGAGUCCCAGGAGGACUAGAGGAAGUGCAGGGGUGGUCCCAUCACCACAUCAUUCCUGUGUGAGGGACAGUUCCACGGAGCCAGGAGGGACAAGAGAGCUGACAGCAUGAAGGUCCUCCUGUUGCUAGCAGUUGUGAUCAUGGCCUUUGGCUCAAUUCAGGUCCAGGGGAGCCUUCUGGAGUUUGGGCAAAUGAUUCUGUUUAAGACAGGAAAGAGAGCUGAUGUUAGCUAUGGCUUCUACGGUUGCCAUUGUGGUGUGGGUGGCAGAGGAUCCCCCAAGGAUGCCACAGAUUGGUGCUGUGUGACUCAUGACUGUUGUUACAACCGUCUGGAGAAACGUGGAUGUGGCACAAAGUUUCUGACCUACAAGUUCUCCUACCGAGGGGGCCAAAUCUCCUGCUCUACAAACCAGGACUCCUGCCGGAAACAGCUGUGCCAGUGCGAUAAAGCUGCCGCUGAAUGUUUUGCCCGGAACAAGAAAAGCUACAGUUUAAAGUACCAGUUCUACCCCAACAAGUUUUGCAAAGGGAAGACGCCCAGUUGCUGAAAGAGACAUCUUCUGAAACAUCCAGACAUCCUCUAACACCUCUCCUAGCCCAACCAAGUUCCCCAGUGAUCAAGAAAACACCCCUCUCCAACCCUAGAAGCAGGCGGGCCCUUCUGUCUUCACCCAGAAGGAGCCGCUGAAGCCUGAUCUUUCCCCAACACUCCACAGCCUUGGAUCCGCCCACUUUUCCCUUGGCAUCCAACUUCCUGCUGCGUAGUACCUAAGAGGGUCCUGAGAGGCUCUCGCAAGUAAAGCAAUUCAUCAACAA